Conger conger (European conger) is the source of this 5516-nucleotide messenger RNA. RefSeq names its product tripartite motif containing 36 (gene trim36). NCBI's taxonomy places the organism in Eukaryota, Metazoa, Chordata, Actinopteri, Anguilliformes, Congridae. Gene Ontology annotation, molecular function: protein binding; zinc ion binding. The record is from RefSeq and is a predicted model, not a curated record.
UUUACGAGCUACUGCUUAUUUAAUUUCUCAGCGCCUUAUAUAUUUACACUUCGUUUUUAAAGAUGUCUGAUUCGGAGGACAUGACAGAGUUUGGGUCUAUAGUUGAGCGGAUCACAAAAGGCGAGGUUCCAAUUAAGAACAUUGAGCGGGAGCUCAUCUGUCCGAUCUGCAAGGAGCUGUUCACACACCCGCUCAUUCUGCCCUGCCAACACAGCGUUUGUCACAAGUGUGUGAAAGAGCUUCUCCUCCUAAACCAUGAGGAUUCCCUCAGCACCGAUGCGGGCUCAGAAUCCUCCCUUCCCGGGAGCCCUCGCUCUAGAGUUCCCUCUCCCAGUAUGGAGAGACUUGACCGGCUCGUGAGAUCAGGGUCCAUCUCCUCGCCCGGCUGGAGGCGGGCCUCGAUCACGCCCCGCAUCACCACCUUCCCCUGCCCGGGCUGCCAGCACGACAUCGACCUGGGCGAGCGGGGCAUCAGCAUGCUCUUCCGCAACUUCACGCUGGAGUCCAUCGUGGAGCGCUACCGGCAGGCCGCCCGCGCGGCCGUGGCCAUCAUGUGCAACAUGUGCAAGCCGCCGCCGCAGGAGGCCACCAAGAGCUGCAUGGACUGCAAGGCCAGCUACUGCAACGAGUGCUUCAAGCUCUACCACCCCUGGGGCACCCCCAAGGCGCAGCACGAGUACGUGGGGCCCACCACCAACUUCAGGCCCAAGGUGCUGAUGUGUCCAGAGCACGAGAUGGAGAAAGUGAACAUGUACUGCGAGGUGUGCCGGCGUCCCGUGUGCCACCUCUGUAAGCUGGGUGGCUCGCACGCCAAUCACAAGGUCACGUCUAUGACCAGCGCGUACAAGAUCCUGAAGGAGAAGCUUUCAAAGAGUAUCCAUUACCUAAUCAGCAAAGAGGACAAAGUGAGGACUCAGAUUUCCGAGCUCCAGGUGUUGAUUAAUCAAACCGAGGAAAACGGGGAGACGGCGGAGAGGGAGGCCAACGAACACUUCGACCGGCUCUUCCGCAUCCUGCAGGGCAAGAAGGAGGACAUGCUGAGGUCCAUCGAGGAGUCCAAGACCCGGCGCCUGGGCAGCCUGCGCGGCCAGGUGGACGAGUACCAGGGCAUGCUGGAGAACAGCGGCCUGGUCGGCUACGCCCAGGAAGUGCUGAAGGAGACGGACCAGUCCUGCUUCGUCCAGACGGCCAAGCAGCUGCACAUCAGGAUCCAGAGAGCGACCGAGUCCCUGAAGACGUUCCACCCGGCCGCGGACCCGACCUUCGAGGACUUCGUCCUGGACGUGUCCAAGGAGGAGGCCCUGCUGAAGGAGCUGUCUUUCGGAGGAGUGCCCGACCCCCCCGUCAUCGACCGGAUCCGGAGUCGCGUGUACAACGAGGGGCUGAUCUGCUGGGAGAUCCCGGAGGACGGCCUGCCCACCGACCAGCACCUGCUGGAGUUCAGGAAGCGCGGCGGGGGCGAGGAGGAGGAGGAGGAGGGAGCCUGGCGGGUCAGGGAGAAGGUGUACGGCUCCAGCUCCGUGGUGUGCGACCUGGACGGCGACAGCGUCUACUCCUUCCGCGUUCGAACCCGCCGAGACGAGGCCUUCAGCUCCUACAGCCCGGAGGUGUCCUUCCACACUCCGCCUGCGCCAGUGUUCAGCUUCCUGUUUAACGACAAGUGCGGCUUCAGCCCCGAGCGUCUGGCGCUGAGCAAGCCCCGCGACUCGGUGGAGAGCGUGGCGGGGCUGCCCUUCCUGCUGGCGGCCGAGCGCGUGCAGACGGGCGGCUACGUCUGCCUGGACUACAUCAUCGGCGACACGGGCAUCUCCCAGGGCCGCCACUUCUGGGCCUUCCACGUGCUGCCGCACUCCUACCUGGUGAAGGUGGGCGUGGCCUCCGACUCCAAGCUGCAGGAGUGGUUCCACAACCCUCGCGACACCAGCAGCCCCAGGUACGACCACGACAGCGGCCACGACAGUGGCAGUGAGGACACCUGCUACGAGCUGUCCCAGCCCUUCACCCUGGUCACCGUGGGGAUGGGCAAGCUCUUCAUCCCCAAGGGCUCGGCCGCCGCCGCCGGCGACCACGGCAACCGCGUGCUGCCCAUGCCCCAGCGCAUCGGCGUCUGCCUGGACUACGAGGAGGGGCGGGUCUUCUUCUACGACGCAGACACCAUGCGGUGCCUUUACGAGCGGCAGGUGGACUGCUCGGACCAUGUACCCCGCCUUCGCCCUGAUGGGGAGCGGGGGGGUGCACCUCGAGCAGUCCAUCACUGCCAGACGCCUGGCGUACGGCGCAGCGGGGCAUUAGAACGUCCCCUUAUGUUGCCCCUCACCCCCCCUCCCCAACCCACCUUCUAGAUGGUUCCUCUGCCCGGGCUCUGCCUUUGAGAUCUUGGUUGUAGCCAUUAGCCGUUAGCAACCAUCUCCAUUUUUAAGUUGGUUUGCAUCAUGCCGCACGCAAGUAACACCUUUUUAAUGUAGCACUACAGUAAUACUUAAGCCAAGUGAAAACCUGAAAAACCUUGCCUACGACCACUGGUGUGCCUUUACCCUUUUAAAUGAAUUAUGGCAUAAUAAUAAUAAUAAUAGUACUAAUAAUAAUAAUGGUGAUAUUGAUGAUCGUAAUACCAUCUUGAAGAUGGUCAGUAACAAUAAUGGUACUAAAUGAGCUUUGAGUUUUGGUAACUCCACUGAGUGUCCAUUCCAAAAAUCUGUGAAAGACCUUAAAUGUUCAUGACCAACAUUCACACAAUAAUAACUGACUUGCACAAAUGUGUCAGAUGUAGUCCCCCCUCAGCCCCCUUGUAAACACUUUUUAUGUGAGAUGGCUUUAAAAACGGUCACAGGGAGGUUGGAUAUUUUCAAACCCAACCGCAAAUAUUAGAACUUUUAGAACUACUUAAAUUCACGGUAGGGGUGAAGUGUUCCUUUAAGCAAGUUUUACAGGGUGAAUCGAUGAAAGGCACAAUCAAGUAAAAUGUCCACUUUUUUAAAAUGAUUGUUAUGUACAAUAGGUAGGAAGUAGUGUAUUGCAGUCUUGAAGAUAUUACAUGUUCGUCAGAGUAGUGCUUUUGAAAGUUAUAUUUCAUAACCCCCACCCCCCCUCCCUUUCUCCCCUGUUCACCUGCACAUAGCCUGUAUAUAUGGUCACUGCAGUUGUAACGUAACGUGUUGGUCCGAUUUCACACAUUUCUUCUGAAGGAUGUCUGUUCACUGAAUUCAGUACAAUGUUAGUAACUGAGACACGAAUAUUAGCACCUUGCACAUUAAUGUCUACCCUCUCAACACUAGUUAAUAGCAGAACACAUUUACUUUAGGGUUGUAAGGUAACUGUUUAUACAUUUCCGAAUUGAGCACCACCAAAUGCAAUGCACCUUUAAACUAACUUGACUCUAAUACAAGUAACAUGCACAAAUAAAUAUAGAAAACUUAACAUUACCUAUUCCACAAAGGAUAAACUGCAGUUGCACUAUGUCGAUGUUGAUCAUGAAAUGAAAAUAUAUUUCCAAUUCUAAAGAACCGAUUAUGAAAAUUCAUUGGUCUAAUCCAGUGUCCUUACCUAUUUGAAAGCCGUCGAGAGCAAAGCUGAUAUUGUAAAUAUUGUGCGCUGUUCAUGUUUGGAUUUUUUGGAUUUUAAUUAUUCUACUGCUUAGAUGGGUCUCUUAAACACCAAGAAUGUAUUUCUGUAUAGGACAGAGUGUGAAAAUAAAAGCAGGUUUGAGCUGUGCAGGUGCUGCUGCUUAAACCUCUAGCUGGAUGCAUUUCUUAUUGGAUCGGCCAUCUUGGAAAGAAAUGCAGUGGAACGAAUGUAGUUCAGCGUGGACAAUGGAGACGUUCCAGCUGUUUAAACUGUCAAUUGGCCUUGGCGGAAAAGGUCUGCAAUUGUUGGGCUGCACAGAAAAGUGGGCCACUUGUGUCUUUCACCCGAAAAGGGAUGUAUUUUUAUGGGAACUGGAAUAUUUGUGGGUCUGGCCAGGGUGUUUUGCUGUAAUAUGUGUGCGUGUGUUACCUCAGGAUCUGGCCCACCUGGCCUAUAGCUACCUACCUCCUUGCUAUACCCUGGCAAACUUCUUCAGUGUACAUACUUUUCUCUGCUCUAUUCAGGAGCAAAGCAAACGACCACUUAUGCUUUGCGAGGUGAUUGGCAUUUGUUUGCUGCAUCGCUUACUUUCAGAGAUGGUCCAACCAGGCAGUUCUUCUUUCCGGAAGGUUCCUCCAACAGUCGGCCUCCCUGGAUUCACGUGAAUAAUAAUAGCGAAACAGAAAUUUGCUGGGGCAAAGAGGAGAACUCAUUCAUUUAAAAAAUUAAGCAAUUCAGCAAAGCUGUUCUUAUUUUUAUAUUUUAAAAUGUGCGUAUCUAAAGACGGUAUGAUAUCUAGCUGGAAUGCAGCCAAAAAGGAUUUAAAAUAUCUCGAAUGAAUUUCUAAUAUUGGAUGCCUCUUGAACACAUCUGUAGUUAGAAAGAUGGACUAGUUGAAUUUGUUGAAACCAAUUAGUGUCUGCUGUUUCGGGUGCUAUUCACAAUCCUUAAGUAAAAUGCAAAAAUAUGCUAACACAUUAACCAUAACUUGUUUAGGGCUUGUUUAUUUGAUCAUUGUUAUCUGUUUAGUUUGAAAAUCACAUCUAAGCAGCUGUAAGAAAUGUUACAUUCAGUUUAAAUGGUGACCAAUGAGGAAAAUUACAUCUACUUGUAUAACUGCCAUGAUCACUGGGCUUUUAAAAAUGUCUUUGCUUUUCUGUCUUUGGUUUUUGUUUUGAGUGUUUGAGUGUCCAAGAGUUUCUUUUGUGUUUGUGGUGAAUCUUUUUUUCUGUGAUGAAUAUUGUAAUCAUUUAUGGCAUUUGGGUACAAACUAAUGGGUACAGAAACUAAAGAAAAUAUCAGUCUUUUUUUUCUGUUAUACCAUUUAGAUGUGACACUUAGAAACCACCUGCACGUCUUUUCGACUUCUGCAUCAGAAUCCAUGCAGGAGAUAUGCAGGUUUUCUAUACUGGGUUACAUAAGUCGGAUUUCAUCCGACAGUAGGUAUAUAAUCUCACUGAAUGUAUGCUUAUUUUGGGGGUACGAAUAGAAUUAUUAAAUUGUUGACUAAGUACUUAUGACCCUGCUUCAGGUCAUGAGGUGGGAGACGCAUUGGUUUUGUAGGAAACACUGGAUAGGAAUAGGCACUGUUGGUGUUUGUUUUAGCUGCAGUUUUUGGGCUAAUGAAGCAGGAUUUCUCUUCAGAUGGUAAAUUAAAAACCAAAUAUUUGAGGACUUCCUAUCUGUUACAUUUUUUUCAAGCUAGCACUUUAUAGCAUGUACACUUUGCGCUGUGCAGUACUGUGUGGAUUGGUGUGCAAUAUGACUUAGACUACAAGAAGUACUGUAUUUGAGAAUGGAAAUGGGAUGUAACAUAGCUUUCUGUGAGUGUAAUGCUUUAAUGAAAAUGGGCUGUUUCUGUAAUCUGUUUCUUGAAAUAAUAAGCUUUUUUAAUUUGCUGUUUGGGGUUUUUAUAUAAAAUAAACUACAAAUCCAUUUCAGUGUGACUUUUA